AUGAGCAUCCCAGUGAAUGGCCACUCGGGCGUGCCGCCGGGCUUCCGCUUCCACCCAACCGAGGAGGAGCUCCUAAACUUCUACCUGAGAAAGAAGGUGGCGUGUGAGAAGAUCGACCUCGACGUCAUCCGCGACGUCGACCUCAACAAGCUCGAGCCAUGGGACAUCCAAGUUGCUAUCGAAUCUUGUGAAGCAGAGAAGUGCAGGAUUGGGUCGACGCCGCAGAACGACUGGUACUUCUUCAGCCACAAGGACAAGAAGUACCCCACGGGCACUCGCACCAACCGUGCGACGGCGGUCGGGUUCUGGAAGGCCACUGGCCGGGACAAGGUCAUCUGUUCCAGCAUCAAGCGGAUUGGGAUGAGGAAGACGCUGGUGUUCUACAAAGGCCGCGCCCCUCACGGCCAGAAGUCAGAUUGGAUCAUGCAUGAGUACAGGCUCGACGAUCGCUCCGACAUGAGCUACCCACCCAACGUAUGCAGUAGGGUUUUAGAGCUUGUCGAUAUAGUCUGCUUGCUUGUGUUCUGA
Molecule: messenger RNA, 528 nt
Organism: Musa acuminata AAA Group (dessert banana)
Lineage: Eukaryota; Viridiplantae; Streptophyta; Magnoliopsida; Zingiberales; Musaceae
Product: NAC domain-containing protein 12-like
Exons: 2
Coding region: 1-528 (175 amino acids)
Biological process (GO): regulation of DNA-templated transcription
Molecular function (GO): DNA binding
Source: RefSeq, a predicted model, not a curated record